GAGACAUCAUGGAUAGAUAACAUUCUUAAAUUUAAAGCAUUAUUUCAGAUACUUUUAAAGGUCUGUGUCAUUUUCAUUUGGGCGGAAAAAAUAACUCCGUUGUUCCGGUCGACCCUGUUAGACGGUAUAUUUCAGAAAGGUACGAUCCGGGGUUCGAAUCCAGAUUCGUCCUGAUUAUGUUCCUUGGUUUGUCAGUACUAUACAAUGGUCAGGCCUUAAACCUGUACUAACAUGUGGACGAGGGUGUUAGGCUUAUGUCACUUUGGUGAUUUUGUAUGUUCGCAAUGUUGUGUCAGGGAUUGUCUCCCUUCUUCACUCUCAGUGUCAAGAGGAAGUUGCAAGGUCGACUUCGAGACACACUAUUCAAGAUGGCCGAGAUUUACGACUACGUAAAGGACUUCUACAACUCCACUGCCAUCAAAUGUGACUUCAUCUGCAAGGUCAAUGACUGGGACCUUACUCCUGACAUCAAGGAGAUCGUGGCUGAGCUUCACCCAGAGACAAUGAGGAGGUAUUACGGUUCCGGGCUUAUCAUUCCUGAAGGCAUUGAAGGAAAGCGUAUCCUUGACAUUGGCUGUGGGUCUGGCAGCCUCGUUUUCAUCCUCAGCAAGUUGGUUGGACCAACCGGAAGUGUUGUUGGCAUGGAUUUAACCCCAAAUCUGAUUACCGAGUGUAAGAACAGGGAGGACUACCACCGCGACAAAUGGGGAUACGACAAGAAAAACACCGAGUUCUUCGAAGGCAACGCCGAGAAUAUUUCCAACUUGGAGGAUCAGAGUUUUGACAUCGUUGUGUCCAAUGGUGUGUUUUGUUUGGUACCCAACAAAGCCAACGCGUUCGCCGAAGCCUUCAGGUUAUUGAAACCCGAUGGCGAAUUGUACCUGAACGACGUGUACAGCGAGAAGCCGGCCCCUCCCGAGAUGAAGGGCGACCUUAAAGCUUGGGAUUUGGGUCUGACUGGAUCCCAGCUUCCUGGGGAAUUCCUUGCCUCGGCCAAGAAAGCAGGAUUCACCACUCCCUACCUGACUUGUGUCGGCCCUGUCAAUGUCAGCGAGGCCUAUCAGGCAAAGUUAGCGGGAAGAAGGUAUAUUUGCGCGGGCAGCCGGAUGUACCGUUUGGCAGGCGGAAGUAACAGAGGGCCGGCUUCGGUGACGUACAAAGGCAACAUCAAAGGUCAUGAGUCAGAGUUCCGGUGGGACAUCAGUAUGACCUUUAAGAGUGGGAAGACGGUUACAGUGGACGGUGAACUUGCUACAGUUUUAGCCAGAACCCGCUACAGUGCGUUCUUCGACCUGGCGGACGCCCCCGGACCGGUCAACACUCAGCGUGGUCAGAACCCCUUCACGUACCUGGACCGGUUAGAAACCGGGGGGAAGAGUCUUCCCCAUAUCUACACGGUGGAGUAAGAGGCUACUGGCAAUGGCGUGAUGUAGGAAUGAAAGACGUCAAUGCUUUGUUACACGUUAUUGCUACUAAGGAACUGUAGAACAUUAGUAACCAGCUAUUUGUAACGGAAUACUAAUAUAAGACCGCGGUCUCACGUCCCAGCAAUCCAGGUGGGAUUGUUGCCCUUGGGGACUCUGGGCAUUGUAUUAAGAAAUACUUAUGUUGGGACGCCGGAUAUUGUAUUAAGAAAUACUUACUUGACACCAGAUAUUCUAUUAAGAAAUACUUACUUGACACCAGAUAUUGUUUUAAGAAAUACUUACUUGACACCAGAUAUUGUAUCAAAAAAUACUUACUUGAUACCAGAUAUUAUAUUGAGAAAUACUUACUUGAACCGGAUAUUGUAUUAAGAAAUACUUACUUGACACCGGAUAUUGUAUUAAAAAAUACUUACUUGACACCAGAUAUUGUAUUAAGAAAAACUUACUUGACACCGGAUAUUGUAUUAAGAAAUACUCACUUGACACCGAUAAUUGUAUUAAAAAAUACUUACUUGA
This is a messenger RNA of Haliotis rubra (blacklip abalone), 1943 nucleotides long. RefSeq names its product arsenite methyltransferase-like. The coding region runs from base 276 to 1406 and encodes 376 amino acids. The record is from RefSeq and is a predicted model, not a curated record. Gene Ontology annotation, molecular function: methyltransferase activity. The transcript is spliced from 10 exons. Lineage: Eukaryota; Metazoa; Mollusca; Gastropoda; Lepetellida; Haliotidae.